Molecule: messenger RNA, 1970 nt
Organism: Spodoptera frugiperda (fall armyworm)
Lineage: Eukaryota; Metazoa; Arthropoda; Insecta; Lepidoptera; Noctuidae
Exons: 12
Coding region: 48-1916 (622 amino acids)
Molecular function (GO): acyltransferase activity, transferring groups other than amino-acyl groups
Source: RefSeq, a predicted model, not a curated record
UAAUAAUUAUAAGGCAUGUAAGUACUUCAUUAAGUGUUGAAACAGUGAUGGCGUUAACAACUCUGUUCUUACUGCUGUUUGUGACAUUUGGAUCAGCGAGGGAAUAUACAGAUGCAGAAACAUCGAGUUUUCCGAAACUAUUUCAUCUGGAUGACUAUGAGCGAUGUUUAGCAAAGGAGGAUGGAUUGUAUUGCCUUGGGACCUUCGACCUAACACCAACGAAAUUACCACAUACUACUUACGAUUUAAUGAAGGCUUAUUCAGAUGAAUCAUAUCGUCACUUCAACCGAACGAGAAUACAUCGCGGCUACUGUCUGAGCGACAGAUGUUCCUCAGCUACUUUAUCACGCUUUAACACUACACUUGACCCUGGAAACAGCCCUGAACAACUCUUCGAAAGAUGCACAAACUUCUAUAUGCAAGCAGAAGACUUCCACGCUACCCUAAAGUCCCUGGACUACUGUCGAACUCAUUCCAACAUCAUCGAAGCUUCCGAAAGACCCCCUACUUCUGCAGAAGUGAUCUUCAAGAAUGUGGUUUAUACAUUGAUAAUUGCUAAUAUUGUGGGGACCAUUUAUCAUAAUUUUGCUGGUGAUAACCCUAAUAAAAACAAACUUCUAUCUUCGUUCUCCAUACCAGAAAACUGGCGUCGGCUGACAUUUAUUCGUGAAGGUGGAGAUCCUCGACAAACUGCCUUGGUGCCCAUGGAAGGUCUUAGGGUAAUGGCACUUGGAUUCACGACAUACGCUCACGCGUGCGUCAUACAUUACAUGUACCACAUCAAAAAUCCAGAAUAUUUAGAAGAGUUAACCCAGAGACUGGACGGAAUAUACUUGUCAGCUGGAACGUCCCUGAUCCAAGUGUUCGUGAUGAUGACCAGCUUCCUCACAGGGUACAACCUGCUCAUCUACUCCCAGAAACAGGAGCUGGGGCUGCAUAUGUUGCCGCUUUGUAUUAUUAAACGACUUGUGAGAAUAACUCCAGUUCACAUCUUCAUAGUGGGUUUCGCAGCAACUUGGUGGUUGGACACAAGAGGUGGACCGCUGGUGUCCACCACCAUAGGUCUGGAGAGCGAGGCUUGUACCAGCAAAUUCUGGUCACAUGUGUUCCUGGUAAACAAUAUUGUGGACACUGACAAAUAUUGUGUCGUUCCAACAUGGUUCUUACCAGUGAACAUGCACAUGUAUAUCGUGGCGUGUGCCUUCACGCUCCUGCUAUGGCGUCGGCGGUGCUUCGCAGUCAGAUUAUACCUGGUACUCUUCUUCGUCACCUGCCUUCUGAACGGCUUCGUUGCGUAUAUGAAGGACUACAGAUCUAUGAUAUAUUUAGCAACGCCUGAACACAUUCGUAGAAUAUUCCGAGACAAUCUAUCUUUCACUGAGUUCUACAUAUCGUCAUGGGGGGCGCUGCCAGCGUGUUUCCUGGGGCUCAUUCUCGCACAUAUUCAGUUUGCAUUGGACGAGAGGAAAAUCAAACUUUCUGACUACAAAUGGUUCGUGUACCUCCAUUACACGAUGUUUCCCGUGUUAUUUACAUGGGCCCUAACUGGUAUAUACGCGCGGGAGCACUCAUCAUCCGACCUCUUCAAUGCUGUUUACAUCGCUUUCGACCGGCCGUUGUUCUGCAUUCUAAUGUGCAUUGGUCUUCUGGGAGCCUUCCAUAUUGACGGACCAAUACGUAAAUUCUACAGCUGGCGCGGCUGGCGGACGAUGGCGCGCAUGUCUUUGACAGUGAUGUUGCUGCACUGGUGCGUCGACAUGACCAUCGCCACCAGAUCGGUGGCUUAUGGAACCUCUGCGACUGAUAUGUUGGUGGACUGGUGUGCAACCAACCUGAUCACUUAUGUCCUCGCCGUACCAAUCACAGUUUUAGUGGAAAUUCCUAUGCAACGGUUCAUAGAAGCCUUGAUUUUUUAAUCAAUUGUAUAAAUUGUAAUUUGCAUUGUAUAUUUGUAAAUAAAAAUAAUUAUG